CACUGGUUAAAACCUGCAUACCGUCUGGGGAAAAAUAAUUCAAACUCCUCAGUUGUAGCAACGAUACAUAGCGACCAACUUGUUAAGAAAAGCAACGGCAAUUAUUUACUCAGUCUUAAAUGUCAAGUUCAUUCAAAGUGCCGGGAUCUUGAUUUGAUUUGUUUUUUUCCAGGUUACAGUGUACUUGCCUAAACUAUAAGAUUUUACCAAACCGAGAUUAUGACUGUUUUUAGCUAGCUUUUUGCAAGCCUUUAUGCAGUUGACUUAGGAAACAGGUGGCAGGAACUUGGAGCAAUGCGUGCAGCUUGCACACAGCCAAGGAAAAGCUCAACAUUGUCGGAAACGCUUAGUCACGCUUCUCACCUGUCUUCUUGCUCAGGUGAAAAAGAGCUCAUAGUAGCCAAUCAGAGUCCCGAAACAGAGCUAAACAUUAUUAAAGAACUACUAAACGAGUUCAGAGGGCUUCGCGAGCUGAAGUUAAGAUGCUUGGAGGAGGACACCAGUAGAAGGGGAGAACUACCACAGAAGAAAGUGGACUUCCUGCAGUCUUACGUGAAUGACCUCACAGACCACAUCCAGGUGCUUGUUCAGACCAUUGAGGAUUUGCAAAGGGGAGCUGGACAGAACCAUGAUCGUGUUUUGGCUGUGUCUGAGGCUGGGUUGAAGCCUUUGUUGCUGGAUGAGGUCACUGGACCUGUGGCUCACAUCCCACGCAGCAGUGAUUCCGUGGACCAGAUGACGUCUGAGACGGAAGAUGUGAAAAUCCAGCUGCAAACCAAGGACAUGAUCAUCUCGGAUCUGGAGAGGGAGCUCGCAGAGAAUAUACAAGGAAGGCAAAAGACUGCGACGCAGGUGCUGGAAAGCGGUGAGAGGCUGGUGCACCUGCAGAGCGAGCUGUGUUGUCUGCGGCGGAUCCACGAAGACAACAUGAAGGAGAUUGCUGAGAAAGACAUCUGCAUCACCAAACUGCAAGCUAACAUUCAGCUCCUGCAACAGGAGGGGGCUGACACGCUUGCUCAGUUGGAGGCCAGCAGGAAGCAGGUGGAACGUCAGAGGAGGGAGUUAUCAGAGCUUCACCAGAAGGAGGAGACACUUUUGUGUGAGACCAAGGCCAAAAUGGUGCAUUUGAAAGACAAGCUCCGCAAUCGUUUCAAGAGAAUGGCGGAGGAGAAAGAGACGAGGAUUAAGCAACUAACUGACGAGCUGAAUGGUACGAGGCAAAAGUUACGAAUAAGUGAAGGUAUGUUAAGUGAUAUCACGAAUGCCCUGAAUCAGUCCACCACCAACCUGAAUGCAGACAGACAGCAGAUCUUAGGCCAGCUGCACCAUGCGAGCAAAGAGGUUGGACGUCUACAGCUGGAAUUAGCUCUCGAGCGUCGCACCAGUGAAAAGAAGAUACAGAAGAGGGAGGUUAAGAUUUGUACACUGAUGAAGGAGCUCACAGAAAGUAAGGGACAACACUCAGAGUGUCAAAAAGAGUUGCUUCGAAAAGACAGGUCUUUGGAGAAGCUCCGUGAGGAGAGGGAUGAGCUGAGAGUCCUGAUGGAGGACCGAAGCAAAGAGUGCGCCCACCUCGACCGGAGCAAAGCAAAACUGGAGGCUGACUUGACUCUGAGCCACAAACUCCACACCUCACACCUUGAGGUUCGAAGUAGAGAUGAGUUAAUUCUGCAGCUCAGAGCCGAAAUGAAGACAGCUGAACAGAAGCAUCGAGGAACACAGAAGCAGGUGACAGCUCUGGAGGAAGAGGUAAGACACUUAAACUGCACGAUUAGAGCGCACAAGGAAGAGGCCUGUCAGUUAAGCGAAAAGGUCAGCGAUAUCGAGCACCUUAGAGAGCAGAAGGAGAAAGAACAACAGCAGCUACAAGAGCAGCUCCGUAUUAAGGAGCAACAGGCUGAUACAGUUGAAAAGAAGCUGAAUAAGGAGAAGGAGGAGGUGGAACUUCUUAAUCAGCAGCUGAAAGAAUCCAAGGAUGAGCUCAAAGAGGCCAAUUUGCACACCCAGGAGCAGAAAGAAACGGCUGCGAUUUUUAAGCAGAAAUACACGGCAGCAAUAGAGAAGGCACGCAGGGUGCAAGAGCAUGUGGAACGUCUGGAGGAGGAACUACAAUAUUCACAGGAAAAGCUAAGAGAGUCGCAGUUAGCAGCUUCUUCGCUGAAGGAGGAGCUAGCUGAGCUGGAGCGCCGGUAUCAGGAAAAGGUUGGCCAGUGGGAGAAUUCACAGGAGGCUCUUGACCAACUAACAGAUGAACUUCAGGCCAGUCACAACCUGCUAAGAGAGAGUGAACAAAAACUGGAGCACUUCAAAAACCUGAUGAGAUCCCUUCAGGAGCAGAUGGACACACUCAAUCAGCAGAAACUUGCUGUGGAGUGCGACCUGCAGCUCUAUCGUCGGAGCCAUUCUCAUUCUGAUGAGGAGUAUUUGAGUCUAGGAAGACUCAGACAGCAGCUGCAGAAGCGCUGUGCGGCACAGGUUGAACACCUUGCGGUGUGUGAAAACACUAUUCUUCAGAUGAAGUCAGAGCUAGAGAGACAAGUCCAGGAAAAGGUGGGUCUGAAACCAAGUCUCGCUGCUUCCCAGCAAACUCACCGGAGCAAUCAAAAACAGCUGGAACAGGAAGUGAUUCGUUCAAAACAGGAAGUGGCAUCCUUAGAGCGUGAACUGGCGAACGCCCAAAAGGUACAGGUGACACUCCUCAGGCAGUCAGAUGAGGAACUGAAGGAGGCCAGACAAGAGUCUGCAAGAAAGAGCCGAGAGGUGGAUGUGGAGAGAAGAAAGGCCCAGAUGCUUCAGGAGGCGUUACACAAGGAGCAGCAGAAGCUGCAGAGUGCUAUCAGAGAGAAUGAGACCCUGAGCACUCUCAUCGGAAAGCUGAGGAAAGAGCUGGAGGAGCUGCGCAGCAGUCACCAAGUUACAGUGGAGGAGUUGGCAGCCCGUGCAGAGGAGGUGAGGCGGAUGGAGGGGUGUCUGAAUGAAGGCAAGCUAGCAGAGGAGAAAAUAAGGUCAAUGGCUGCGGGGCUGAAGAAGGAGCUGACAGAGGCUGUCCAUCAGAAACUCACAGCAGAGAGAGAGAAACAGGAUGCAUUGGACCAGGUGAUCACGCUCCGGUCAGAGAUGGAGGGGACGCGGUCUGACAAUGCAAAGCUUCUGCACGAGAGCCAGCUGGUCAUGACUAAUGUCAACCUUUGGAUCACUGAGCAAAAGGCUUCCAGUGAGAGCAUUAUUGCCCAGAUUAAAGCCCAAAACAAAGCUCUGCUUGUCAUCACUAAAGAGAAAGAAUGCCUUCAGGAGGCUAAUGACACACUGAAGGCGGAGGUAAAGAGACUGAAAGAAGCGGUGGAUGAGAAGGAGAAAGACAUGGAACUCUUCAAGGCCCAUCUCCGGGACUGGGGAGUACAGCAAGACAGGAAAACCAUGGAAAAGAAGGGCUGCGUCGCUCUAAACCUCAGCAAAAUCGAGGACAUGCAGACCAGACUGCAAAGCAACCUGGAGGCCAUCGGAAUGCUAAAUCAACAAUUAGGCAAUCUCAGUCAGGAGAAUAAGCGGUUGCGUAGGCAGCUGGAAGAAGAGAGGUCCAUGCAUAGACAAGUGGAGAGGAGUGUGCCCCUUCCUCCUCCCCCUACAACCACCAUCCACCUCCCACUCUCUCUCAGUGUCAGCCCUCCUAUCUGUGCCUCCCUUCCCUCAUCCCUGGGCCUGCCUCGUCUUCUGAGUAUAGUCCCAGUGACAGGGGACACUAAUGGGACUCAAACCAAGCCGACUACAGUCGGAGUAGGGAGACCAGGUGAGUCCAAGGCUUCGGAUAAAGCGUCCUUGAUUAGGCCGUCUUCCAAGUGCGCUUCCUCCGCCUCUGUGGAAGAUGCCGGGUCUAAGGGGACAAGCAGGAAUCCGGCAAAAUGAAGCCCCCUGAAGACUUUGACCUGCCAUGGCUUUUGACCUUCAGCUUCUCGCUGGGGAGCAUACCCAGGAUGAGGUUAAUGUCCUGCAGGUCAAAGUCAAGUCCCACAGUUCUUUGUGCCUAAGGGGGCGCUCGGAAACAGAAAAUAAUGGAAUUUCUUCAGCCAUAUUUAUAAGGGUACUGCUGUUCCAUGCAACGAUUUAUGCCAAGAAAACGUUCACAUUGACAGAUUACUUAGAUAGACUUAAAAUUAUGAUAACUGACUGUGUCCUCAAAAAUAUUACAGUGCUUCAAGCAAUUACAUCUUCAAUUAAUAAUAUUAUUCUGCAGCAAAACUGCAGCAGUGAGCACAAAAUCUCAAAUGCACUUAUUUGAAAAUUCCCAACAGUUCACUUGAGCUAUACCCAGAUUUUUGCACCUUAAAUGCACAAAUGAACUAAUCAAAACAAGAAACUUAAUGUAGAUAGAGUUAAACAGUAGAUCUGAAGAUGAGUCCCGCUUGGAUAAAUGAGAAACAGCACAUGAUCCAUCCACAGGCGUGGUUCAGACGUUGAUGUAAAUGGCAGUAACGCAGCCUCUGAUUAUGCUCCAGCUGUGCACCACGUGUCCCGCGUCUGCUGCGGUGAAUGUGGCCGUGCGUCUCUAUGUUUGAGUACAUUAUGUGUCUGUGUACUUCUGUGUCUCUUUGAGAGACUGUGGGCGAGCGCGUGCUCGCGUGAUUGGGUGUAUUAGCUGUCUGAUAUUAUGUUUCAUACUUUCAAAACUGUUUAUUGAUUUUUUUUUCUGUGCCCCGUAUUGUGACGGUAGCAAAAUAAAAACACAUAUUUGCAAGCGGCUUUAUAUUCCUCCCCACUUUUGUUUUGCAUGUCAGUGUGCCAAAAAUAUAUUAUUUCUGCCAGUUGGAUGCUUGUACUGUAACAAUAACUGGCAGUGGUACUCGUUAAUUAGGCUUUUGUAAAAAAAAUUAUACGACUGCUGAGUCAGGCAUCGAUGCUGAUACGGGUAAGUACCUUUCUAGGAAGUAAAAUCGUUCCAUUAAAAGAUCUAAAAUGAGUUUGGGACCUGGGAUAACAUGUAGCUCUAUAGGGCACGCGUUCCUCGAUUCAUGUUUCAAGUGUUUGAAUAAGAGCAACUCUCAUCCGCACAAAUAAACCCUCGCAGAGGAAGCAUGUGCAUAUCCAAAGUUAUAAAGAGGGAACACUGUGAUAAUGAGAAUUCUAGGAAAAGCAGGUCUCAGGCCACAACUGGCUUCUUCAUCUUGCCUUUCUCUGUCACCGUGUCCACCUUCCUGUCUUCCAAACCCACUUUUUCUUUUUUUUUAUCCUUCAUUGGUUCUUUAUAUUUAUAUAUAUAUAUAUAUAGCGGUUGUAUAGCUGGUCAGGAUGUCAUACAUUUUAAUGAUUUCGAGCGGAGCUGCAUGUCCUUGUUAGCUUUGUUUUCCUCAUUUGCCAUGUCACACUCAAAAAUAUCCUUUUUUUAUGUGCAAACACACACGUGUGCACCUACCCACACAUCCACACACGCAUAUUCUUUUCACAAACACACACACUUUCACAAAUGGCACAGUCAUUAAAAAUGAAACCACAGGCUUUUUGAAAACUCCCAGGACUGAGGGAAAAGUCAGCAGCGCGGCGGUGAAAAGAGUCCCCCUGGAAACAAUGAGGAGAAUGAUCAUUUGUUGUUCUUGAAAACCCGGUGAGGUUUCACAGAGGUUAAGCUUCCCUUUGAUGUGUUUUUAACUCGUUUCAGCUCUGUGGAGGGAUUAGUCAGCCUCUCUCACACACACACAAACACAAAUGCACACAUUUACGCACACAAGUACAUGCAGGCUCUUAAUUUCCACACCAUGAGCUCUUCUCUCACAAAGACAGAAAAGCACACUACGGUCUCCUUCCUAACCUAAUUUUAUCAAAUGAGCAUGUGUGGUACUUCACUGCUGUGUGUGUGGUCCCUUGGAAAUCUGUGGUAAACCAGCAAAAUAUUGCAUGUCAGUAUUUUUUUUUUUUAUCCCAAAUUAGCGUCGGGCUGUUAGUGAACAGUAUGGGCCCUCAACCGCAAGAGAGAUUUUAAAACAAAAAACAGAGAAGUUGAAGAUAAUCUUAGCACUCAUUACAGUGUUUACGACUUAUUAUUUGAUCCCCAUUUCAAGAUACAAAUGAUUGGGAUGCUAGUGCCCAUGACAUUUGUGUGUGUAUGCUCUAUCAGCUCCAGUCUGGGCUUCCCUGUAGGUCUCUGCAUGGUUGCCUGUGCUAAUAAUCAUACGCAAAUAUUGUGUUCAAAGCUUGUCUGGUAAGCAUUUGUGGUACAAGAAACUUUUGCAGGAUUUUAAGAAUUUAUUUCAGCCAACUUGGAGCAAUAAAUGGGUGUAGAUAGACCACACCUGAGCAACUCAGAUAGAGCCUUAGCUCUGCUAAUAAACUCAACAGGAAAGGUUAUUAGUUGCCACAACAACACAUCUGGUAUUUUUUUCACCUUGUGAGUUUGUGUUACAGCAAAAACCUGCUGUAGCAGAAAUCACGAAAGAGAUGGUGCAAACUAUGUUCGCGAGUGUUUCUUUGUAAGCUGACAUUUUGUCAAAAUUCAUUCAAUAACAUUUACAGAUGUGUUCCCCUUGAAUAACUUGAUUCAAUUCAAUAUUAUUUAUAUAGCUUUACAUCACAACAGUGCUUUAUAUUGUACGGUAAUGACACUGCAAUAAUAGUACAAUAUGAGCAAGCACUUGGCAACAGUGGGAAGGAAAAACUCCCUUUUAACAGAACCAGGCUCAUGGGGGGGCAGCCAUCCUCUGCGACCGGGUAGAGGUGUGGAGACUCGUGUAAGUGUGCAUGCAAAAAUAAUGUGGAAAUGAAAAUGUAAGAGCGUAGUGAAGACAGUAGAGCUGACUGGCAUCACAAUAGAUCAUCUUUCCAAGAUGAUCUUUGUAAUGUCUUCCAUCUAUAAUUUGCUUCACUUAUUAUCAUCUUUAGGAUUCCUGGAGAAAAUGGUAACAUUUUUUAAAUGAGGGAUUUUCAUUUCAAUCUUUACUUCAACAAAAUGCAUAAAUGUUAUUCCGUUUCACUUGAUUCGUUCGAUAAAAAGUGUCUCUCCUUAAGAGGAAUGGCUUGAACAGUAGUGGCAUCUGUGCCCGACCCGCUCUGAUGUCUAUAAGCACAUAGUCGGUUAAUUGAACCACUGUCUGCUGAUGGGCUAUUUAGCCAAUCACUCAUUUUCAUUCAGGCCAAAUUUGUUCCAUGUCUAAAUAUCAUCUCUUCAAGUGACUCAUUAAGCCCCGCCCUGAGUCACUGUCAGGGCUGUGGAUUCACUGUGGUAGUGUAGUGUAGGCCAGGCAUACUGCACCCCAUCUGAGUGGAACAAAAGUCCGAAUGACCUCCCAGGAUUCAUCAGGCUUCUUCUUGUAUUCUUUUGCAAAGUUCAACAUUAUCGUUUGAACCAAAGAGCACAAAAGCGUUUUUUCUUUGUCGUCUAUUAUUUAAUGUCCUUCGAACUGUCUAAGCUGUCACUGAAACUCAGAUUUCCAUUGAUCCUAUACUAAGUCUGAAGUCCUUGCUCUUGUCUUGUCUGGCUUUCACUGCUAGUUUGUACAUGCAGCACAUUCUCCAAAGGUUUAUUUUAGGAGGAAACCACUGUGGCUGUGAUCGUUGGUACUGUGGCCCAUUCUGUACCUCCUAAUUACUGCUGUAGAAGUGUGCUUUAACUCAUUGUUAAUUGAUCAUGUGUCUUUCUGUAUGACCUUCACACUUAAAGCCAAUCAGAGCAGAUUUUUGGCAGUUCUUUCAAUUCAUAUAGAUGCAUUGCACAGAUUUAAUACAACUAUGGUGUUUACAUGACAGUUUGUAAUAAUCAGGCUUAUAUGAAAUAUACUUUCUUACAUGUGAAAGUUACCAUAGUGUAUUAGCUUUAGUUUCACUGAAUU
Haplochromis burtoni (Burton's mouthbrooder) is the source of this 7814-nucleotide messenger RNA. RefSeq names its product golgin subfamily A member 6-like protein 22. The transcript is spliced from 26 exons. NCBI's taxonomy places the organism in Eukaryota, Metazoa, Chordata, Actinopteri, Cichliformes, Cichlidae. The record is from RefSeq and is a predicted model, not a curated record. Bases 295 to 3903 code for a protein of 1202 amino acids. Gene Ontology annotation, biological process: spermatogenesis.